AUGUCAGCUUUAGACCUUAUGCAGGUGGGAGCUGCUACGCUUACUCACAGCUUGGCAUGUUCAGACCCCACGCUUGCAUUGUAUGGCCUGACUCGGCUGGACCCCUCGACAUCAGCCCCGGACUCCCUGCAUCCCGAGCCUCCCUUGCUUCUGCGAGGCUUUGUGAGGCUGGGACUCAGCAUGCCUGUCUACGGAGUCACGCGCCUGGAAGCCUUCUUGCUGAUGCCUGAUCGUGCCAACACUGGUCCUAUCCUUCCUUUGAGAAGUCUUGCUUGUUCAGGUCCUUUCUUGCCUGCCUAUGGGUUUACUCGCUUGGACGUGGCUCUCCUGCUCCUGGACUCCGCUUCGAUGGGCGCUCCUUCGCUUCUAAUGAGUCUUGCAUGCCUGGGCUCUUUCCUGUCCACGUACGGAAUGACCCAAACUGGCUCGCCGCCACCUGCGCCGAGCCCUGCAAUGCCAGACUCUGCCAUGUUUCCACGUGGCCACGUCCGUCUGGAUGCAGACCCAUUGGUUUAUGGGGCGACGCGGCUGGACUUCAGUUUAUCAACUUCGGACCUUGUGAAUAUUGGCCUUCCAUCGCCGAUCCGGGGAUUCUCGCGUCCCGGGCCGUUGAUGUUUGCCUUUGGCAUGUCCCGCCCUGGCCCUGCAAUGGUCGCCCACGACAGCAUCGAGUCGGGGAGCGCUCUUUUCCUGACGGGCUUUGCGCGGUCGGGUAGCUUCCUGCCAGCCUUUGGCCUGGUACGCACGGGCCCAUCCUUGCCGAUGCCAGACUCCGUGCAGUCGAGCUCAUUGCUGCUGCUGCAUGGCCCCAUGUGCCCUGGAUCGCCCAUGACUUCGUACGGCUGCCAGACAUCGGGCUCCUUCCUGCCAGUCCCGGAUUAUGCCUCCAUCAGCAGCUCCACAUCUCCACGAGGAUCUGUGCACACGGGCUUGUCACUAUUACCCUAUGGUCUGGCUUGCUCGGCCUUGUCAUUGCCUGUGCUGGACUUUGCAAGCCCUGGGCCGUUGAUGCUGGCAAGGGCCUCAGCCCGGUCGGGGCCGUUGACACCCCUUUAUGGCUUUGCUCAGCCGGGCUUGACUCCAUCGGUUCCGGACUCUUUGACUUUGGGUAGCCUUGUGUCACCACGCUCCUUGGUGCGGCUGGGCUUACCUUCGCUGGCUUACGGAGCCGCCUCGCUCUUUGCCUACGGCCUUGCACGUUUGGAGCCCCUGCCGUUGACCACCGACUUUCUAAGUCCUGGCAGCUCUUUAUUUCUGCGGGGUGCUGUCCAGUCUGGAUCGGGGCUUCUUGCCUACGGUGUGGCUUGCCCUGACUUGCUGUCGCCUACCCUUGACCUUUUGCAUUUGGGGCCGUUGCCUUUUCUGAAGAGUCCUGCGCACACCGAGCUGUCGUCAUUUGCUUCUGGUUUUUGUAAAUUGGAGCCAUCCUUGCCCGCUUCCGACUACAUGAGUUCCGGUUCCGCGCCGCUACUUCGCGGCCUCAUGUGCGCCGACCUUUCUCUUUCCGCCUACGGCAUGACGAGGUCAGGCUUGCCGAUCUUAAUCCUGGACCAUAUCCACUGUGGAAGCUUCACGCCGCCUCAGGGACAUCUCAGACUCGGUCCGACCCUCUUGGCCUUUGGGCUGUGUCGAGCCGACCUUUUGUUGUCAACGGUUGACCUCCUCACUCUCGGAUUCACUUUGCCUCUCCAAACACACGCAUGCUCGGAUCUGGUGUUGCCGGCCUAUGGCCUGUCUCGACUUGGACUCCUGCUAUUGCUCCCUGACCUCAUCUCGGCAGGCUCAUCGCUGCCUUUGCGGUCUUUGGGGUGUAUUGGGCCUGCGCUCUUCCCCUAUGGCAUUUCGCGACCUGGGCCUUUCCUGCCGGCAGCUGAUUUCACAGUCCCGGGUUCGACGCUAUCAUCGAAGGCAAUGACAUGUGUGGGGUUUGCCUACUUGGUUUACGGGAUGGUGUGUUUGGGCCCGGCGGCUCCGGUCUUGGACUUUAUUCACCCGGGCUCGACCGCAUCACUGCAGACUUACAGCCGCACAGGUCCAGUGCCACUGAUCUACGGGCACACGCGCCUCGGCUUUAGCCCAUUGAUUUUGGAUUCCUUCUGCAUGGAUCUGACCUUGUCGACGCGGAGCCACGUCCGAUUGGGCUUCGUGCUAUUGGUCUAUGGCUUCUCGCGCCUGGAGCUUACGCUGCCGGCCUCGGACUCCGUUCAUUCGGGCUUUCUGACGUCGACGCAGAGCUCCGCGUGCUGCGGCUCUGCUCCAACAGCUUCCGGGCUGACACGUCUGGGGUCGACGUCUCUGGCACUGGACUUUUUGUCCUUGGGAUCCUUGCUGAUGCCAAAAAGCCACAGUUGGUUUGGCCCGGCUGUUUUCAUCUAUGGUGUCAUGCGAACAGGCUUCAUGGCACUCGUGCUCGACUUCCUUCAUCCAGGCUUACUGCUCCCUCCCAGGUCCUUUGCUUGCACCGAGCUCAGCCUUUUUGUGUACGGGGCCUCUCGUCUUGGGCUGACCCUGUCAACCAUUGACUUCACUCAGCUAAGCUUCCCGCUUUCUGCACGAUCGCUUUCAUGCCUGGGGCUGCUUUUGCUCGUCUAUGGCUUGUCCCGACCUGAGUUGCUGCCACCGUUGCUGGACCUUGUGCAAUGUGGCCUUUUGCCUUCUCUGCAGUCCCUCGCGAAUUGUGGCUUACUUCCGCUCGUGUAUGGCCUGACACGAUCCGGCCUGUUGUCGCCUGCUUUGGAGUCUGCGUAUCUGGAAAGCUUGCUGCCACUUCAAACGCUGAUGCAGACAGGGCUAGCUCUCCCGACCUACGGCAUGGUAUGA
Molecule: messenger RNA, 2820 nt
Organism: Symbiodinium natans
Lineage: Eukaryota; Dinophyceae; Suessiales; Symbiodiniaceae
Source: the annotation of a GenBank genome assembly